AUGAUGUUGACGACAUUGGUCGAGAACACAUUCCUGAGCGCUGUGUGCGGUGAGAUGACCGAGGAUGAAGCGGCCGAUCGCAUUGCUGACGUCCUCUGCGCCGCCAAUAUUGCU
This is a messenger RNA of Gongylonema pulchrum, 114 nucleotides long. NCBI's taxonomy places the organism in Eukaryota, Metazoa, Nematoda, Chromadorea, Rhabditida, Gongylonematidae. The record is from the annotation of a GenBank genome assembly.